UACAGUGUGCAGCAGAGUACGAUAAUUCCCGAGUCCAGGCCGAGAGUGUGAGAGGCGGCGGCCGUGCUCAGCUGGCCACGUAUUUCCCUUCAUUUACAAGUCUUCCGGCGCACCCACGGACCUGAUAUCUUGUUAAUUUGUGCACAAAUCUACCGGCAACAUGACGGACUCCAAGUACUUUACCACCACCAAGAAGGGAGAAAUAUUUGAGCUGAAGUCAGAGCUCAACAGUGACAAGAAGGAGAAGAAGAAGGAGGCCGUGAAGAAGGUUAUUGCCUCCAUGACUGUUGGGAAGGAUGUGUCAGCGCUGUUCCCUGACGUUGUGAACUGCAUGCAGACAGACAACCUGGAGCUGAAGAAGUUGGUGUACCUCUACCUGAUGAAUUAUGCCAAGUCCCAGCCAGACAUGGCCAUCAUGGCUGUGAACACAUUUGUUAAGGACUGUGAGGACCCCAAUCCUCUGAUCCGAGCACUGGCAGUUCGCACAAUGGGCUGCAUCCGAGUGGACAAGAUCACCGAGUACCUCUGUGAGCCCCUGCGCAAAUGUCUCAAGGAUGAGGACCCAUACGUGAGGAAGACUGCGGCCAUCUGUGUGGCCAAGCUGCAUGACAUAAACUCUUCCAUGGUGGAGGAUCAGGGAUUCCUUGACCAGUUGAAAGAGCUCCUCUCAGAUUCUAACCCAAUGGUGGUGGCCAAUGCUGUGGCCUCCCUGACGGAAAUCAACGAGGCCAGCAGCUCCGGCCAGCCCCUGAUGGAGCUGAAUGCCGCCACCAUGAACAAGCUGCUGACUGCCCUCAACGAGUGCACGGAGUGGGGCCAGGUGUUCAUCCUGGAUGCCCUCUCCCAGUACAGCCCCAAGGAUGAGCGAGAGGCACAAAGCAUUUGUGAGCGCAUCACUCCCCGCUUGGCCCAUGCCAACGCUGCCGUUGUCCUUUCUGCCGUUAAGUGCCUCAUGAAAUUCAUGGAACUGAUGGUUAGUGACUCAGAGUUUGUGAAGAACCUGACCAAGAAGUUGGCACCUCCCCUGGUGACCCUGCUGUCCUCUGAGCCUGAGGUUCAGUAUGUUGCCCUGCGUAAUAUUAACCUAAUAGUACAGAAGCGACCUGACCUCCUCAAACAUGAGAUGAAGGUGUUCUUUGUCAAGUACAAUGACCCCAUCUAUGUGAAGCUGGAGAAGCUGGACAUCAUGAUUCGUCUGGCAUCUGAAGCAAACAUCGUGCAGGUCCUCUCAGAGCUGAAGGAGUACGCCACGGAGGUGGAUGUUGACUUUGUACGCAAGGCUGUGAGGGCCAUCGGGCGCUGUGCCAUCAAGGUAGAAACAUCUGCCGAGCGCUGUGUCUCUACCCUCCUGGACCUCAUUCAGACCAAGGUGAACUAUGUGGUGCAGGAGGCCAUCGUCGUGAUCAAGGACAUUUUCCGAAAGUACCCCAACAAGUAUGAGAGCAUCAUUUCCACCCUCUGUGAGAACCUUGACACCCUGGAUGAGCCUGAAGCCAGAGCCUCUAUGAUCUGGAUCAUUGGAGAGUAUGCUGAACGUAUUGACAAUGCCGAUGAGCUGCUGGAGAGCUUCCUGGAGGGCUUCCACGACGAGAACACGCAAGUGCAGCUGCAGCUCCUCACAGCCAUUGUGAAGCUGUUCCUCAAGCGCCCCACGGACACCCAGGAACUGGUGCAGCAGGUGCUGAGUCUGGCCACACAGGACUCAGACAACCCAGACCUGAGGGACCGAGGCUUCAUCUACUGGCGCCUCCUCUCCACAGACCCCGGGGCAGCCAAGGAGGUUGUUCUGGCCGAGAAGCCGCUCAUAGCAGAGGAGACGGACCUAAUUGAGCCCACCCUGCUGGACGAGCUCAUCUGCCACAUUGCCUCCCUGGCGUCUGUCUACCACAAGCCUCCCUCAGCCUUCGUGGAGGGACGCACCGGCCUCCGCAGGGCACUACCCAAGACCCCUGGGGACAAUGACACCGGUGGUGAGCAGCAGCAGCAGCAGCAACAGCAGCCACAACAGCCCACGGUCAUCCCCAACCAGGACUCCCUCAUCCCUGACCUCCUCAACAUGGACAUCAGUGCCCCUCCUGUUGUUCCUGCUGCCCAGCCAGGUGGCACCCUGGACCUGCUCAGCGGAGGUCUGGACUCCUUGCUGGGAGGGGGUGGGGCUGACGUGGCAGCUGCCCCUGCCCCGGGUGUGGCCCCGGCAGCUGGAGCAACCUCGUCCGCAGGCCUGCUGGGUGACAUCUUUGGCAUCCCCUCCACUGCCACACCAGUCUACAGCGUCCCUAAGCAGGUGUGGCUUCCAGCUAACCGCGGCAAAGGCAUGGAGAUCCACGGCACGUUCAACCGCAGGAAUGGCAUCAUCACAAUGGACAUGACCAUCCACAACAAGGCAAUGCAGCCCAUCACAAACUUUGCAAUCCAGCUCAACAAGAACAGCUUCGGGAUCAGUCCAGCAGCGCCCCUCAACGUGCCCGCUCCUCUGGCCCCCAACCAGUCUGUAGAUGCGUCCCUCACCCUGUCAAUCAGUGGCCCUGUCCAGCGCAUGGAUCCCCUCACCAACCUGCAGGUGGCCAUUAAGAAUAGUGUUGAUGUGUUCUACUUUGCCACCGUGAUGCCCAUGCACAUCUUCUUCACGGAGGACGGCGCCAUGGAGAAGCGGGUGUUCCUCUCCACCUGGAAGGACAUCCCCAGCCAGAAUGAGGUCCAGUUCAACAUCGACAAUAUAAACAUGAACGGAGAUGCCAUCUCAAACAAGCUGCAGAGCUCCAACAUCUUCACCAUUGCCAAGCGUAACGUGGAGGGCCAGGACAUGCUCUACCAGUCCAUCAAGCUCACCAACGGCAUCUGGGUGCUGACGGAGCUCAAGCUGCAGCCAGGCAACACAACUGUCGUGCUCUCCCUAAAGUCACGUGCCACAGAUGUUGCACAAGGGAUCUUUGAGGCCUUUGAGGGGAUCCUGCACUGCUAACCAGUGUGCAGACUUGCUACAACCCUGAGGCAGCUGGGUCCGUGCCCGGUGUGUUCAUAAAAGACUAGUAAGUGUUGUGGCAGUGAGGACAAGGGGCAUAGUGUUGCUGGUGGAAUGCCACACCGAGAACAUGAAGUAAUACUGACCCUAGAUCUUGGUCCUCUGAAUGUUGAUGUGUUAAUUGUUGUACAGAGCAUGAAAGAUUAGUGGAUAAGACGCCUGUUGUUAUAAUGUUCAUUCCAGCCUAGCUUACAGAGGUGAUCUGUUAGAGGCUAAGAUGCAUAUAUAAUUAUUAUCUCUAAUAAAUAUAUCAAAUCCA
Molecule: messenger RNA, 3281 nt
Organism: Eriocheir sinensis (Chinese mitten crab)
Lineage: Eukaryota; Metazoa; Arthropoda; Malacostraca; Decapoda; Varunidae
Gene: AP-1-2beta
Product: AP-1 complex subunit beta-1-like
Exons: 19
Coding region: 161-2962 (933 amino acids)
Biological process (GO): intracellular protein transport; vesicle-mediated transport
Cellular component (GO): membrane coat; clathrin adaptor complex
Molecular function (GO): clathrin binding
Source: RefSeq, a predicted model, not a curated record